AUGACGAACUCGAUCCCAAUCAGUCACAAUGGCGUGCAACUGAUUCCCCGUCCGCUGGGCGCCGACGAUCCGCUUCGCUGGCCGAGGUCUGUCAAGCUGGCUGCACUCUUCUCGUCGGCGCUGACGAACUUUACGGCCAACUUUGCGGGAUCGGGACUAUCGGUAUCAGUGAAUAUCCUCAUGGCGCAGUUCAACAAGACGGCGAAUGAAGUCAAUGCACUCAUGACGCUUAAUUUCCUCCUCCUUGGCCUGGGAAACCUCUUUUGGGUUCCUUUUGCAGUCAAGUUCGGAAAACGGGCUUCACUAAUCACUUCGACGACUUUGCUUCUUGCGGUUCUGCUGUGGAGCGCCAACGUGACCAGUUUCGAACAGCUGCUGGCUGCGAGAUGUAUUUCCGGCUUUGCGUCGGCUGCAGGCGAGAGUAUUGUGCCAGGAAUCGUUUCCGACAUGUUUUUCCUCCAUGAGCGCGCCGGAAUGAUGUCCUUCUUUACCAUCUUGAUCGCUGGCGCCUCGGCAGUUGGCCCCUUGGUGGCAGCCUUCAUCGUCCAGUACAGCCCCGGGACAUGGGUUGACUACAUGUGGGUUUGCGUGGCCUUGGCUGCGUUCAACGUGGUCUUGCUCGUCUUUACCCUGCCCGAAUCGAGCUACAGCCGCGAGGAGGCUGAGGCGAUCCAGGGCGUCGAGAUCCGAGAUGUACACGUUGCUGAGCCCGGGUCCAAGGCCGGUUCGUCCGAUGCUGAAAAGCCGGUUACGUCUGAGGCGCAGGAAGACGAGAACACCCUCGUGGUCGACAAGCCCUGGUCCAGCAUCUGGCCGACCUUUUUCACCAUCAACAAGUCGACGGGAUCUUUCCAUCACAUAUGCCUGCGCCAGUUGACUCACGUUCUGUACCCGGAUGUCCUGUUUACCAUUUUUGUCUACGGAUCCAGCCUUGCCUCGCAAAUCAUCCUGAUCUUUGCCUUCCCGGGCUUGCUCCUGGCCCCUCCGUACCUCUUUCAGCCCACCGGCGUGGGCCUGAUGCAGGUGGCCGCCCUGAUCGGUAUCUUCAUCGCCACGUUUCUGGGCGGCUACGUCGUCGACGUCAUCACACAGCGCAUCAUUAUCCGCCACGGCGGCGUCGUGUUUCCCGAGCAGCGGCUUCUCACCCUCCUGCCCGGCUGUCUGAUCGCCCCGGCUGGCUGCAUCCUGACGGCAUUUUCGUGCGCUGAGCGCCUGCACUGGGCCGCGAUUGCUUUUGGCUUUGGAAUGGUCUCGUUCGGCACCGUCUACGCCCCCAACAUCGCGGCCACCUUCGUCGUCGAGGCCCACCCCCAGCACGCCGAGGAGGCCCUCGUCGCCAUCAACGUGUUCAAGAACCUGGUCGCCUUCCUGUUCCUCUACACGGCCGUGGACUGGGUCCAGUCCCAGGGCUGGCUGCAGGUGUACAUGAUAAUGUUCAUGCUGGUGUCGCUGAGCAUGCUGGCCGCCGUCCCGCUCUACUACUUCCGCGGGCCCCUGCGCGCCUACUGCCGCAGGAUCGAUAAACUCUUGUAA
This is a messenger RNA of Pyricularia pennisetigena, 1533 nucleotides long. RefSeq lists its product as uncharacterized. The record is from RefSeq and is a predicted model, not a curated record. Gene Ontology annotation, molecular function: transmembrane transporter activity. Bases 1 to 1533 code for a protein of 510 amino acids. The transcript is spliced from 6 exons. NCBI's taxonomy places the organism in Eukaryota, Fungi, Ascomycota, Sordariomycetes, Magnaporthales, Pyriculariaceae. Gene Ontology annotation, biological process: transmembrane transport.